Molecule: messenger RNA, 1960 nt
Organism: Menidia menidia (Atlantic silverside)
Lineage: Eukaryota; Metazoa; Chordata; Actinopteri; Atheriniformes; Atherinopsidae
Source: the annotation of a GenBank genome assembly
AUUAAUUCAGUUCAAGGUAAAAGAUGUGGCUCGGUUGGUCAACGGGUCGCCGCUUACUGGCCUUUCGACGUCGUCUCCAGCUGUGUCGCAAUGUUUCUUUACCAAACAGCGCCAGGGGGGCUGUCGAAGACGGAGUUCUCUCGAAAUUCAGGUCCAUAUGUGGUGAAGACGGCAUCUCGUUGGGUGAAGCUGUCAGAGAACAACAUGGCAAAGAUGAGUCUGUGCACAGGUGUUGCCCUCCAGAUGUGGUUGUGUUUCCACGCUGUGUGGAAGAGGUCAGCGCUCUGGCGAGGGUCUGCCACAAACACAACCUUCCCAUCAUCCCUUUCGGUACUGGGACUGGCUUGGAGGGCGGGGUCGGAGCCGUACAGGGUGGUGUGUGCUUCAGUUUAAGGAACAUGGACCAGAUUCUGGAUCUCCACCCAGAGGACUUUGAUGUGACGGUGGAGCCUGGGGUGACCAGAAAGUCCCUAAAUGCCUACUUGCGGGACACCGGGCUGUGGUUCCCUGUGGAUCCUGGAGCUGAUGCCUCUCUGUGUGGCAUGGCUGCCACCAGCGCCUCCGGUACCAAUGCAGUGCGUUAUGGGACUAUGAGGGAAAAUGUUAUGAACUUAGAGGUUGUGUUGGCUGACGGCACCAUUAUACACACAGCCGGUAAAGGUCGACGUCCCAGGAAGACGUCAGCCGGCUACAACCUCACAAACCUGUUUGUGGGGUCGGAGGGCACGUUGGGCAUCAUCACUAAGGCCACGCUGCGUCUGUACGGCAUCCCAGAGGCCAUGGUGUCUGCCGUCUGCUCCUUUCCCUCCGUCCAGACUGCUGUCGACAGCACAGUUCAGAUUCUGCAGGCCGGAGUUCCCAUCGCUCGCAUCGAGUUUUUAGAUGAUGUGAUGAUCGACGCGUGCAACAGGUUCAGCUCUCUGUCCUACGCCGUGACCCCGACUCUGUUCCUGGAGUUCCACGGCUCAGAGCGAAGCCUCGAAGAGCAAGUCAACACAGCUGAGGAAAUCACUCAGAGCAACGGGGGCUCAGAUUUUCAGUGGGCCCGGGACGCGGAGACGAGGAGUCGGCUGUGGAAAGCCCGGCACGAUGCCUGGUACGCUGCACAGGCCCUCAGACCGGGCUGCAAGGCCUACUCCACAGAUGUGUGUGUCCCUCUGUCUCGGCUGCCUCAGAUCAUCAUGGAGACAAAAGAGGACCUGAUUGAGAGCAGGCUAACAGGUCCCAUCGCAGGUCACGUUGGCGACGGGAACUUCCACUGUCUGAUGGUGGUGGAUCCCAGCGACCCGGACGAGCUGCACCGUGUCCACCUGUUCACCGAGAGGCUGGCCAGGCGAGCGCUGGCGAUGGACGGCACGUGCACCGGAGAGCACGGCGUGGGCCUGGGAAAAAGAGCCCUGCUGCGUGAGGAACUCGGACCCCAAGCCAUCCAGGUCAUGCAGGGGCUGAAGGACGCCCUCGACCCAAAGCAACUCCUGAACCCCGAGAAGAUCCUGCAGCAUAAAGAGCAGUGAGCUGCUGGUCCGGCUGCGGCCCCCAGCGAGACGAGAGGCGCCGCCAGAGGGAACGCUGUGGAGCAAAUGUCUUUUUAAAAGGUGAAGUCUGCUCAGAUAUCAAGAAAUCUGUAAGCUGGAAAGGCAUUUGAACAGGAAAACAAUGAGUGCUGUGAUUUGAUGGAUUGUUUUUCUUACUGUUUGGGAAUUUUCAUGCAUUAAAAGAAGUAAUGGAAAAAAUGGAAACUUAACCUGGGAUAGGCUCCAGUCACACCCCUCACUAAACGGUUCAGAAAAUGGAUGGAUGGAUGUUUUGAAAUGUGAUUUUUUUUUAAACGCAGACGCUGGUGUUAAUUCAAUGAAGUCAUACGAAGUAGUGAAAACUGUAUCAGGUAAAAGCCUUUCGAUGGUUUUUAAGUAACAAACUUUUACUUUAACAAUAUGACUAUUAAACAUGUUUUAAAACA